GCUCUGAGUUUGAAGACAUUCAUCAAUGGCGAUUCGCAGAGCGCAAACUCUACUUUGUCUUUCCAAAUUCAAAACCAAUUUCGUGUUUGGGUCGCUCCACCGAUUCUCUUCGUCGUCUCAAAAUUCAAAUCAAUUCCAGAAUGUUGGUUUUAUAGGACUUGGAAAUAUGGGAUCUAGAAUGGUGAAUAAUCUAGUUAAAGCUGGAUAUAAAGUUACCGUUCAUGACAUAAACCGUGAUGUUAUGAAGAUGUUCACCGAAAUGGGAGUCUCUGCUAGAGAAACUCCUUAUGAAGUUGCACAAGAUAGCGAAGUUGUGAUUACGAUGUUGCCUUCUUCAUCUCACGUGAUGGAUGUGUACACAGGAACAAAUGGGUUGCUUCUUGGAGGAAAUGCUAUAAGACCUGCUUUGUUAAUUGAUUCAUCCACUAUUGAUCCACAAACAACUCGAAAAAUCUCGUUUGCUGUUUCUAAUUGUAAUUUGAAAGAAAAGAGAGGUAAUUGGGAAAAGCCGGUCAUGUUGGAUGCUCCCGUCUCUGGAGGUGUUCUUGCUGCAGAAGCUGGUACACUUACUUUCAUGGUUGGAGGUCCCGAAGAUGCUUACGUAGCUGCUAGACCAAUAUUUCAGUCAAUGGGUAGAACCUCCAUCUACUGUGGUGGUUCAGGAAAUGGCUCUGCUGCAAAGAUUUGUAACAAUUUGGCAAUGGCUGUGAGUAUGCUCGGCACUUCAGAAGCCUUAGCUCUUGGUCAGUCACUUGGAAUAUCUGCCAGUACCUUAACAGAAGUCUUAAACACAUCUAGUGGCCGAUGUUGGAGUAGCGACGCAUACAAUCCAGUUCCAGGAGUUAUGAAAGGUGUGCCAUCUUCAAGGGAUUACAAUGGCGGUUUUGCCUCCAAACUUAUGGCUAAAGACCUAAACCUCGCAGCAGCCUCAGCUGAAGAAGUUGGACACAAAAGCCCAUUGAUAUCCAAAGCACAAGAAAUUUACAAGAAGAUGUGCGAGGAAGGGCAUGAAACGAAGGACUUCUCUUGUGUUUUCAGACACUUUUACAAUGGCAAAGAUGAGUUUGAGACAACCUCUAGUUUGGGCAAAACUCUUGGCUUCGCCAAUCAAGUGGUUGUUAGAAGCUACAGUGAGUUUGUUGUGAUGGCGCGUGAGGAGAAGCAGACUCUUACUCCAAAGGAGAUUAUACAUCAGAAGUUUGGUGAUAAAGCAAUUUACAGAAUUGAGGAAGUUCAUGUUUCUUCGAAUGAAUGCCUCUAUCGUUGCCACUUGCAGCUACCGGAAUUUUCUGUUGUAUCAAAUGUCUUCAAGAAGAAGAAAGAUUCUGAACAAUCCGCUGCUGAAUUGGCUCUCGAGAAGUUAGGAAUUCAGUCUCAGGAUGAUGAUGAUGAUGAUAUAACUGUGGAUGAAGCUUGGAAUGAUAUCGUUGAACGCAUAACUGAUCAUCCUCUAGGAGGUCACCUUAGGGCGGCAUUGAAAAGGGAUGGCGAACGUUGCGGAUCACUUCCUGUUUCUGUCAUUGCGACAUUUGAUGCAAAGAUUAACAGUCGCUGUAAAGUGAUUGAUCCUUCUGUGGACUCAGAUCCUAUCUUGCUCAUGUCCUAUGUCAUGAAGGCUGCAGCAAAGUUUCCGGACUACAUUGUCGUGUCUCCGCAUGUAGAUUCACUACGAAGGAAAAAGCCAUACCCUCCAGCAAUUGUAAAAGCUCUGGCUGCUCAUGUGAAAAGCAUAAAAGUUGAGGCUGUGCAUAUACAAUGUACUGUUGGCGGUGAAGAAGUUGUUAAGCCAGUCACUCUUGAUAUUUCAUCAGGUCGGUAUUACUUGGAUAUUAUUGCUGAAAAGCUUGGGUUGAAGGAUGGCAGCCAAGUGAUGAUAUCAAGGACUAUUGGCAAAACUUCCUCUGGCUAUGAGUGUAGAGUAUACGCUGCCAUGCCUAAGUUGAAGUCUUUCGACAAUUCAUGGAAAGCCCGUGAAAAACGUCCAAUUAAUGAAUCAUCACAUCUUGAAAAGUCUCGGAAUGCAAAAGCAAGUUUUGUUUGUGGUCUAGAUAUUCACGGUGAUGCGAUCGUGGCAUCUGUUGGUUACCCAUGGAGGUCCCAUGAUCUUGAACAUGAUGCUGUAACCUUAAAGUCGUUUUACAGGAUAUGUUGCGGUAUGUCUCCUAAUGGAAUCUAUAAAUUAUCCCGAGAAGCAAUAAUUGCUGCGCAGAUGCCUUUUUCAUUCACUACAAAGUCUACUUGGAGAGGUCCAUUCCCCAGGGAGAUUCUCUGCAUGUUCUGCCGUCAGCAACAACUAGCAGAACCCAUUUUUACUUUAUCUACUGCUCCUGUGAAACCAAUGUCUUGCAUAUUAAGAUCCUACCAGAAGUUGAAAGACUCAGAAUCUGAUGAUAGCGAAUAUCAAUAUGUGAGCAAGGGAAAAGAGGAGAUACCAGAAUCAGGGACUGGAUAUAGAUGUGAAGUGAAAAUUCUCUCAAAGUCCCAGGAUUUGGUUUUAGAUUGCUCGUCGAAAAAGUUCUAUGAGAAGGAAAACCAUGCUAUUCAAAAUGCUUCAUUGGAUGCACUCUCAUGGUUAAGUAGUCUUUUCGACGAGGGGGAUGUGGACCCACUGCAAACAUGUUAUACAAGUGAACACCUGGAUAUGGUAUUUCAACAGAGGACCUUGAUGAAAGAGGCUGUUCCAAGGGGACAUUUCCGAAAUAGAGACGAAAGGAAUGAAUAUGAGGACCAAAUUCGUAUUGAAUCUAUAACAAAGGGUUCCUUGGUUAGCAUAUGCUAUUCCGUGUAUUUGGAUGUAGAUGCUGAUUUUUCGAGUGAUGGUAAAGCUAAAAAAGAACUCAUCGAAAGCAAUGAAGAGAUAGAGUUCGAGGUGGGGAAUGGUUCUAUGAAUCCACAUCUUGAAUCAGUUGUUACUCAGCUGGCUGUGGGCCAAUAUGCUCGUUUUUUAAGUGAUGCGCCUGCUGAAGACUUGUUUGUCACUACUGCCACUGGAACCCAGAGAGAUCGUUCACUUUUAUCAGAUAUCGCAGGUUUUGAAUACUGUGUACGUUUGUUGGGAGUGAAAGGGCCAACAGAAAAACGAAUUGAGGCGGAUUUUUUCAAACCGUCACUUUCAAAACAGCGUCUUGAAUAUGUAGUGAAACAUAUAAAAGAAUCGUCAGCUUCUACUCUGGUUGACUUUGGAUGUGGAUCUGGAAGUUUACUAGCCUCUUUACUUGACUAUCCAACUUCACUUCAAACCAUUGCUGGCGUUGACAUCUUACAGAAGGGUCUUACCCGUGCUGCUAAGAGGCUACAUUCAAAGUUAAACAAGGGAGCUUGCAACCUCAAAUCUAUUAUACUCUAUGAGGGCUCCAUCCUCAAGUUUGAUUCCAGGCUACAUGACAUUGACAUCAGCACUUGCUUAGAGGUCAUUGAACACAUGGAGGAAGAUCAAGCCUGUCAAUUCGGGAAAACAGUUCUAAGCUUGUUUCGCCCGAAACUUCUCAUUGUCUCCACACCAAACAUCGAGAACCAAGACCACAAGUUCGAAUGGACAAGGAAACAGUUUAAACAGUGGGCAUCUAAACUCGCUAAACGCCAUAACUACAGCGUCUACUUUAGCGGUGUUGGGGAGUCUGGUAAAGCAGAUCCCGGGUUUGCUUCUCAGAUUGCUGUUUUCAGACGGAAAUCUUUGUCCAACGGUGUGGAGAAGGUGUCAGAAGGCUCGAUGCAGCCUUAUAAAGUCAUAUGGGAAUGGACAAGAGGAAUGUAUCAAAGAAGCUACAUUGUGUUUGUGAUGGCGGGUGGUGGGAAGCAUACACCUACUCCAAAGGCGAUAAUACAUCAGAAGUUUGGUGCUAAAGCAAGCUAUAGAGUUGAGGAAGUUCAUGACUCUUCUCAGAGUGGUUGUCCAGGUUUAGCAAUUCCUCAAAAAGGUCCAUGUCUCUAUCGCUGCCACUUGCAGCUACCAGACUUUUCUGUUGUAUCAAAUGUCUUCAAGAAGAAGAAGGAUUCCGAACAAUCUGCUGCUGAAUUGGCUCUUGAGAAGCUAGGCAUUCGUCCUCAGAAUGAUGAUCUUACUGUGGAUGAAGCUUGGGAUGAAAUUGUUGGACGCAUUAAGUAUAUAUUUUCUGAUGAGUUUCUUUCAGCUGAGCAGCCUCUAGGAGCUCACCUUAGAGCGGCAUUGCGAAGAGAUGGUGAACGUUGUGGAUCAGUUCCUGUUUCUGUCAUUGCUACAUUUGAUGCAAAGAUUAACAGUCGUUGUAAAAUUAUCGAUCCUUCUGUGGAAUCAGAUCCAUUCUUGGCCAUUUCCUAUGUCAUGAAGGCUGCUGCAAAGUUGCCAGACUACAUUGUUGCAUCUCCGCAUGUAGCUUCACUCCGAAGGAAAAAUGCAUACCCUUCAGAAAUUGUAGAAGCACUAGCUACUCAUGUAUCUAUUUCCCUACAUAGCAGAGAAGUCGCGGCUGUAUAUAUACCAUGUAUCGAUGAGGAGGUUGUUGAGCUAGAUACUCUUUACACUUCAUCAGACCGGCAUUACUUGGAUAGUAUUGCUGAAAGGCUCGGAUUGAAAGAUGGCAGCCAAGUGAUGAUGUCCAGGGCUUUUGGCAAAGCAUCCUGUGGUUCUGAGUGUAGAUUGUACUUUGAUAUUCCGAAGAAGUCCUCUGAUAAUUCAUCAGAAGCCUCUGGAAGUUCAAAUGAAGACUCAUCUCAUAUUAAAAAAUCUCGGAAUGCACGAGCAAGUUACAUUUGUGGUCAAGAUAUUCACGGGGAUGCAAUCUUGGCAUCUGUUGGUUACCGAUGGAAGUCCGACGAUCUUGACUCUGCUGAUCAUGCACUGAUGCAUGACAUUGGCUUUGUGGCUUCUGCAGAAUAUGUUGCGGAGAUUCUCUGCCUGUUCUGCCACCAGCACCGACUAGCAGAACCCAUCCUUUCUUCAUCCACUGCUCCUGUGAAAUCGUUGUCUGACAUAUUCAGAUCUCACAAGAAGUUGAAGGUCUCAGGAGUUGAUGAUGCCAAUGAGAAUUUGAGUAGGGAAAAAGAAGAUACACCAGGACUAGGGCAUGGGUUUAGAUGUGAAGUGAAAAUCUUUACAAAGUCUCAGGAUUUGGUUUUAGAAUGUUCACCGAGAAAAUUCUAUGAGAAGGAAAAUGAUGCCAUUCAAAAUGCUUCAUUGAGAGCCCUCUUAUGGUUUAGUAAGUUUUUCGCUGACCUGGAUGUGGAUGGAGAGCAGCCAUGUGAUACAGAUGACGACCAGGAUAUUAAAUCUCCAAGUCCUAAUGUUUUUGCGGCCCCACCGAUUUCCCAAAAUGAACACAGUUCUGAAUCAAAAACCACGAAUGUGCUAUCGGCAGAUACGCGUGUUCAAUCUAUAACAAACGGUUCCGUGGUUAGCAUAUGCUAUUCUUUGUCUUUGGCAGUGGAUUCUGAAGAUUCGAGUGAUGGUGAAUCUUCAAGAGAAGACAUUGAAAGCAAUGAAGAUAUGGAGUCUGAGGUGGAUGCUGAAUAUUCGGCUAAUUGUGAACCCUCAAUAGAUCUCAUUGAAAGCAAUGAAGAGAUAGAGUUUGAGGUAGGGACUGGAUCCAUGAAUCCACAUAUUGAAUCAGCUGUUACUCAGAUGACUGUGGGUGAAUAUUCUUCUUUUAGUAUUACACCCCCUGAUGCUGCUGAAGCUUUGAUUUUGGCUGUUGCUUCUGAUACUGUGAGAAUCCGCUCGCUCCUAUCAGAACGUCCAAGUUUAAAUUACAGUAUACUUUUGUUGGGAGUGAAAGGGCCAUCAGAAGAACGAAUGGAGGCGGCUUUUUUCAAACCUCCACUUUCUAAACAGCGUGUUGAAUAUGCACUGAAACAUAUAAGAGAAUCAUCCGCUUCUACUUUGGUUGACUUUGGAUGCGGAUCUGGAAGUUUAUUAGACUCUCUACUUGACUAUCCAACUUCACUUCAAACCAUCAUCGGUGUUGACAUUUCGCCGAAGGGUCUUGCCCGUGCUGCUAAGAUGCUACAUUUAAAACUGAACAAGGAAGCUUGCAACGUCAAAUCUGCUACACUUUAUGAUGGUUCCAUCCUUGAGUUUGACUCCAGGCUGCAUGACGUUGACAUCGGCACUUGCUUAGAGGUUAUUGAACACAUGGAAGAAGACCAAGCCUGUGAAUUUGGGGAAAAAGUUCUUAGCUUGUUCCACCCCAAGCUCCUGAUUGUCUCAACACCAAACUACGAGUUCAACACAAUUCUCCAGCGGUCUACACCAGAUACCCAAGAAGAAAACAACUCCGAGCCACAGCUUCCGAAAUUCAGGAACCAUGACCACAAAUUCGAAUGGACAAGAGAACAGUUUAACAACUGGGCAUCUAAUCUCGCCAAACGCCAUAACUACAGUGUCGAGUUUAGCGGUGUUGGUGGGUCUGGUGAAGUAGAACCUGGGUUUGCUUCUCAGAUAGCUGUUUUUAGACGUGAAGCUUCAUCUGUUGAGAAAGUUGCAGAAGGCUCAAUGCAGCCUUAUAAAGUCAUAUGGGAAUGGAAGAAAGGAGAUGAAGAAAAAAAGACUGAUCUUGGAUUAGAGUAGUAUCGACCAGAGACUACAUAUAUAUUGCAAGCAAUGUGAUGAUGUGUUCAUCUAUAAACUCAAAGCUUGUUU
Arabidopsis arenosa is the source of this 6613-nucleotide messenger RNA. The record is from the annotation of a GenBank genome assembly. Lineage: Eukaryota; Viridiplantae; Streptophyta; Magnoliopsida; Brassicales; Brassicaceae.